GAGGCAGUUGUGGGCGAAAAUAAAAAAAAGUGUGUGUGGCAAUGAAAAAAAAUAAUGAAAAGAAAAAGAAAACCACAUUAAGCGUGAUACGCACUGUCACGUGCGAUAAUUUCUCUUGCCCUUUAGAUUGGCGCCAUAACUCCGUCUUGUAAUGGAGGUAUUUGACCACUGUCCGCGCGCGCACCCAGUGAGAGAUACUCUGAGAGACAGAGAGAGAAAGAGUAGAGAGAGAGAGCUUCAAAACCAUGGCAGAGGUAAUCUCUCUCAUGGACAUCGACGACAAGGAAGAGAACCACUCUCUCAAGAAGUCAGUCAACAAGGGCAAAAAUGUCAUCGCCGCCGGCGACACACCUCACCCCAAAGCCACUCCUUGGGUCGAAAAGUACCGCCCUCAGUCCCUCGCCGACGUAGCCGCUCACCGCGACAUCGUUGACACCAUUGAUAGGCUUACAAGCGAGAACAAGUUGCCACAUUUGCUACUGUAUGGGCCGCCUGGUACCGGCAAGACUUCGACCAUUCUCGCCCUUGCGCGCAAGUUAUAUGGAUCGCAGAUGCACAACAUGGUUUUGGAAUUGAAUGCAUCGGAUGAUCGAGGAAUUGAUGUUGUGAGGCAACAGAUUCAGGAUUUUGCUAGCACUCAGAGUUUCUCAUUUGGUGCAAAGUCAUGUGUGAAGUUGGUCCUAUUGGAUGAGGCGGAUGCCAUGACGAAAGAUGCACAAUUUGCCUUGCGUCGAGUGAUUGAGAAAUACACAAAAAACACUAGGUUUUCUCUAAUUUGUAAUCACGUCAACAAGAUUAUUCCAGCACUACAGUCCAGAUGCACUCGAUUUCGAUUUGCUCCUCUUGAAGAUAUUCAUGUCAGAGAGCGAAUAAAGAUUGUUAUUGAGGCUGAAGGGCUUGAUGUACCAGAGAGUGGCUUAGCAGCACUCGUACGGCUUAGUAAUGGUGACAUGAGAAAGGCUCUGAAUAUUUUGCAGUCAACACAUAUGGCUUCUCAGCAGAUAACGGAAGAAGCUGUCUACCUUUGCACUGGGAACCCCCUGCCCAAAGACAUUGAGCAAAUAUCGUACUGGCUUUUGAAUGAAUCAUUUUCAGUUGGCUUUAGACAAAUAUCAGAUAUGAAGACAAGGAAUGGAUUGGCCUUGCUGGAUAUUGUAAGAGAAGUAACCAUGUUCGUUUUUAAGAUCAAGAUGCCAUCAAAUGUUCGAGUUCAACUGAUCAAUGACUUGGCUGAUAUAGAGUACAGAUUAACUUUCGGUUGCAAUGACAAAUUGCAGCUCGGGGCACUCAUUGCUACAUUUACCCGUGCUCGAUCUGCCUUAGUUGCAGCUGCAAAGUAGUUCGUCUUAAAAUGCAGGCAUGCGGCUUUCAUUGCCCUCGCAAUUUUUAUGCCUGUGGUUUCCAAUCUAUCUAAGUCAUUGGGAAGUAAAUAGUUUGAAAGGGGUUUUUUUUGGUGUGAUAUCAACUCCAGAACUAUAAGAUGCUUCCAUAUUUUCAUUAGCUAUGGGAAGGGAGGAUUGUAAAACUUAAACCCUUGUACUUCAAGAUCAAUGAGCUAACAGUUCUUAGCUUUUUCUUCA
Cornus florida is the source of this 1580-nucleotide messenger RNA. RefSeq names its product replication factor C subunit 3. Gene Ontology annotation, molecular function: ATP hydrolysis activity; DNA binding; DNA clamp loader activity. The record is from RefSeq and is a predicted model, not a curated record. The coding region runs from base 246 to 1340 and encodes 364 amino acids. Gene Ontology annotation, biological process: DNA-templated DNA replication; DNA repair. The transcript is spliced from 9 exons. Lineage: Eukaryota; Viridiplantae; Streptophyta; Magnoliopsida; Cornales; Cornaceae. Gene Ontology annotation, cellular component: nucleus; DNA replication factor C complex.